CACUUUCAAAUUUUCUUCUUCUUCCUCUUCUUCUCUACUUUCUCCAAAUAUUAGAAAUUGAAGAAAAAAAAGAGGAGUUUUAUAGUUUUGGGGAUUUAAUUAUACUCCACCAUGAAUGAGAAAUCAAGAGUUUCAAAGUGGCUUAAUGCUAAACAUACGAAGAUACUUGAGGGACUACUCAAAUUGCCAGAGAAUCGAGAAUGUGCUGACUGCAAAGCCAGAGGUCCAAGAUGGGCUAGUGUGAACCUCGGAAUCUUCAUAUGCUUGCAUUGUUCCGGUGUUCACAGGAGUCUUGGAGUACAUAUAUCAAAGGUAAGAUCUGCUACAUUGGAUACUUGGCUUCCGGAUCAGGUUGCAUUUAUUCAAACGAUGGGAAAUCAGAAAUCAAAUAGCUACUGGGAAGCCGAGCUGCCUGCAAAAUCUGACAGAGUUGGUAUUGAAAAUUUUAUCCAAGCAAAAUAUGUGGAGAAAAGAUGGAUACCGCGAAAAGGGAGUGUGAAAUCAUCUCCAGGUGCCAGAGGAGAACAUAAUUCAGCUAGUAAACCUAAGACUGAAAGGGAUGCAGAGUUAAUCAAGCGGAGCAUGUCGUUGUCUCAAGAGAGGAAAUCUUCUCCAUUACCGGAUGCAGAUAGAACAACGCUGUCUUUGAGGAACAGAUUACAUAAUGCAUCUUCUGAAUUACCUAAGAAGGUUGCUCCUGAUCCCAAGCCAGAAGUUAUUCAGAAUGCAAAACCGGUAGCCUCCAUGGAAGAAGCAAAGCCAAAAGCUAACGUUUCUCCUGAUCCCCGGGAAAACGUUCUUCAAAAUGUAGAACAAUCAAUCUCUCAAGUCACAAGAACAAAUUUCUCUCCAACUGUAUCAGCCGCUACCAUCAACCAUGCUGCUAACGUUUCUAAAGUUUAUACAGAGGCAACGAAAGAAAAUGGAUCUGCUUCAAAAACGCAUUCCAUUGCAAGCCCCCAACCGGAACCAAAAGCAGUAAUCCAGCAGAAUGCCAGUUCUGCCACUAUAGAAAACAAGAACAAAUUUGAUGCUGGAAUUGAGGAACUGAUCAAAGAUUUUCAAUGGAAUACACAGCCGGUCUCAGCAAACCCCUUGAGCAAUGGGAAUAAUGAGCCCCCCACGAAUUGUCCUACUGUCCAUCAGCAGCAACAAACGUUGCCACCUCCACAUCAACCUCCGCUCAUGCCUACUACGAUGAAGCAUUUCAGUGGUUCACAAACCGUCUAUCAAUCAUCAAACGGUAACCAGUUUAAUUUUCAAAACUGGGGAAACAUUGGCAGUCAGGUCCAUGGGACAAAACAGAUGGGAAGCACUCAAUAUUUACACGCGUCUAUGUCACCAGCCUAUGCUAUGAAUCCCAGGCAAGUAAGCACUCCAACUUUAAGAGUGCACAUCUAGACACCUAAACUUGGUCUCAACUGGCAACUAAACGCUCUAACUCGUCUUCAAUGUGUCUCUUGGACACCCGAUGCUGAAGUGACACAUUAUCUAGGUUCCAGUCAUUGGUGUCUAGAUGAUCAUUUUGUAAGUUGGAGUGUUCAACUGACAUAGAGCAAACGAGUUGAGGUAUCUGAAUGUGCAUCAAGUUGGAGUGCUUACUUGCAAGUUGAGUACAAGUUUGAGUAUCUAUUUACGUAUUAUGCAUUUGCAAAAUGUUCAUACCACAUUCAUACAUGUUGAGACCAUGUUGAUUUUCCCUUGUUUAGGCUAAAUUGUUUGGCUACUUUAGCUGUUGUAUAAAGGUUAAUAGUUUUACCAGCGAGAUGAACCAGUUGCCAUGAAAAAACAACCUAAUAACCUUAACAACGUCUGUUACUGCCUAGUCUAUACGUGAAGUGACGUUUAAUCAACAGCUGACAAAUGAUGAGCACUUGGGGGGUUGGGGUGGUGGUGUUGAAGCAGGAAAUAGGAAAAGAACGAAACAAAGGGCUCGUUAGAGAAUGUUACAUUUGCCCCACUCCCUCAUCAGUUGUGUAUGGAUCUACUCGUCCCACUACAACCAGACAAGCGAUAUGAAGCCAGGCAUUGAACUUUCAGCCUUGCCUAAGAUCUCGCAUUCAGAAAGAUUUAUGUUAUGUUAAUCUCUAUGAAAUAGCUCAUACCGUAGAAUAUUAAGACGUGUCAAGGACACUCUCCUUGAGGAUAUUUGGUAAACAUAGUAAAAAAAAAUGAUUAGGCGUAUCCCCAGGAUUCAACAAGCUCUUCCAGUCAUAAACUCAGAGCGGAAACAACAAAUUAGAAGAGAUUAGAACCCAACAUAGGAGAUAUAAACUCACUCUGACCAUUUUUGACCAUUUUUUCAAAAUGUAACUUGGAUUAGUACUCCUCACGUCCCAAUUCUCAUGUGCACGCGAGUCCAAUCCCUUUUCUUGCUCGUGAAUAUGGACCUUUAAUACAUUGGCUAGAUAUACGUACGAUAAGCUAAUAACUUUUUU
Messenger RNA from Solanum dulcamara, 2438 nucleotides. RefSeq names its product ADP-ribosylation factor GTPase-activating protein AGD5-like. The transcript has 12 exons. Lineage: Eukaryota; Viridiplantae; Streptophyta; Magnoliopsida; Solanales; Solanaceae. The record is from RefSeq and is a predicted model, not a curated record. Gene Ontology annotation, molecular function: GTPase activator activity. The coding region runs from base 112 to 1401 and encodes 429 amino acids.